Molecule: messenger RNA, 9589 nt
Organism: Loxodonta africana (African savanna elephant)
Lineage: Eukaryota; Metazoa; Chordata; Mammalia; Proboscidea; Elephantidae
Gene: B3GNT7
Product: UDP-GlcNAc:betaGal beta-1,3-N-acetylglucosaminyltransferase 7
Exons: 2
Coding region: 71-1276 (401 amino acids)
Cellular component (GO): Golgi membrane
Molecular function (GO): hexosyltransferase activity; UDP-glycosyltransferase activity
Source: RefSeq, a predicted model, not a curated record
CCGCUCCGCAGUCCCCGCCGGCGGUCCCUGGAGCUGCCCCGCGCCCCGCUCGCAGCCCCGCCGGGCCGCCAUGUCUCUGUGGAAGAAAACGGUCUACCGGAGUGUGUGCCUGUCCCUGGCCCUGCUGGUGGCCGUGACUGUGUUCCAGCGCAGUCUGACCCCCGGCCAGUUUCUGCAGGAGCACCCACCACCCACCUUGGAGCCACAGGAGGCCCAGAAGCUGACUGGACACCUGGUGAAUCUUAAUAGCUUCUGGAAGAGCCCAAAGGAAGUGGCCAUCCCCACCCCUACAACCUCACAGGGGCCUAAGUUCUGGGACGUGAUCACCACCAACUGCUCAGCCAAUGUCAACUUGACCCACCAGGCGUGGUUCCGGGGCCUGGAGCCACACUUCCAGCAGUUUCUGCUCUAUCGCCACUGCCGAUACUUCCCCAUGCUAUUGAACCACCCGGAGAAGUGCAGGGGUGAUGUUUACAUGCUAGUGGUUGUCAAGUCGGUCAUCACACAGCAUGACCGCCGCGAGGCCAUCCGCCAGACCUGGGGCCGUGAGCAGGAGGUGGCCGGCGGGAACGGUGGUGUGGUGCGAACCCUCUUUCUGCUGGGCACGGCCUCCAAACAGGAGGAACGGGCUCACUACCAACAGUUGCUGGCCUAUGAGAACCGUCUCUAUGGUGACAUCCUGCAGUGGGACUUUCUUGACAGCUUCUUCAACCUGACCCUCAAGGAAAUCCACUUCCUCAAGUGGCUUGACACCUUCUGCCCCAACGUCCACUUCAUCUUCAAAGGCGACGAUGACGUCUUUGUCAACCCCGCCAACCUGCUGGAGUUUCUGGCUGACCAGCAGCCCCACGAGAACCUGUUCGUGGGUGAUGUGCUGCAGCACGCCCGGCCCAUCCGCAGGAAGGACAACAAAUACUACAUCCCCACCGCCCUGUACAGCAAGGCCACCUACCCGCCCUACGCUGGCGGUGGCGGCUUCCUGAUGGCUGGCAGCCUGGCCCGGCGCCUCCACUACGCCUGCGACACCCUGGAGCUCUACCCCAUUGAUGACGUCUUCCUGGGCAUGUGCCUGGAGGUACUAGGCGUGAGGCCUGUGGCCCAUGAGGGCUUCAAGACUUUUGGCAUCUCCCGGAACCGAAACAGCCGCAUGAACAAGGAGCCCUGCUUUUUCCGCUCCAUGCUCGUGGUGCACAAGCUGCUGCCCCCCGAGCUACUGGCCAUGUGGAGGCUGGUGCACGGCAACCUCACCUGCUCUCGCAAGCUCCAGGUGCUGUGACCCUGGCCAGGCCCCCAGAAUAGGCCUGGGCACGUGCACUGGGGCUGGAGCCACAGUGCCGGGGAAGUAGACGGACUUUGGCCUGACAUGCCGUUGGAUGUGGUGGGGAGCAGAUAGCUGAAGGAGCCCCACCCUAUGUGAACACUUCCCAGAAAGUGAGGCCGAAGCCCAGAAACUGUUGGAAUAGACUGGAGAAGGUCACUGGGGAGGCAGCCCUCCACCUGGGGCCCACUGCCUGGCCCCUCUGACCUGGGCUGAGCCUGGCCUCGGACAGGUCUGUGGCUGCCCUCGUAUCCCCACCAAGAUUCUGCUUCUGGGAAAUGCCUCAGUCUCCCCGCAGAGCCCGGCUUGGAGUAGCGGUCUUUCAGGAGAAGCUCAGCCCUGUGCAGGCUCACAGGCUGCCCACAAUCCCCUUGGUCUCCUGGGAGAUGGUGCCUUGGAAGCCCCUUGGAACACCUGGCUUCACUCCUGGCUGUGUCCUUGGAUGCCCCACCUGCCCCCUGCCCCUGGAAGGCACAACAGCCACUCUGACUACCUCAGCGCUCCUCAGAACCUCGGGACAGGCUGCAUCCCUCUCCGUCCCACCCCGACGCAGGGCAGAAGAGCAGCGCUCUGGCCCCCACAGUCCAGGUGUUGCCUGACCCCCCACCCAAACUGCACGGCCCUCCUGCAGCCUCCCUCCCCACCGAGGCCCAGCUCCCUGGCCGGAAACCAGUCGGUUUGGCCCUGGAAGUGGACAUUCUUCUCUCACUGUGAAGUUUUAUUUAUGAAGAAUUUGAAGGAAGAAGGCUCCAUGCCUCAGGAGGUGGUGGUCAUCCCCCUGACCCUUCCUGCCGUAUUAUAAUAGAUGCCACCUCCCUCCACCACACCCACAGCACCCUCACACCCCCUCCAGUGCCCUCCCCUGCCUGCACCCCCCACUUCUCCAGGGCCUGGACACACCAGCGUUUGCCUCUGAAGGGAUGGGGCUCAGGCCCAGGAUCCAUAGGAGUGGACGCAGAAGGAUGCCACUUCCUAUCUCGGCGCAGUCACUUGGGUAAAAGUCAAGGCCUCCCCUCUGUUUUCUCAAUAAAAGGGAACUGUGGUUUUUUCUGCUGUGACACUUCCUGUUCCAGACCCAUGGAGGGCCCAAAUGGGACCCAAGAUGCCUGAAGACACAGCUUGUGCCUUCUUGUUCCUGGCUGGGGGUAUACAAGGACCCUGGGAGGAGGCCCCUGGGCAAGGUCUUACCCAUUGCCGUCCAACUCACACUGACACUAUAGGACAGAGUAGACCUGCCCCACAGAGUUUUCCAAAGAGCAUGAUGGAUUCGAACUGCUGACCUUUCUGGUCAAUAGCUGUAGCUCUUAACCACUACACCACCAGAGUUUCCAAGCAAGGCCUUUAAGGGAGCAUUAAAGUGGAGGCCACAGGGUCCAGGCAAGGAAGGUACCCCCUCCCUCAUGCCCCAUCCCCAAAGGGUAGCUGAGGCUCUGGCCCAAGCAUGGACCAUGUAUCCCUUGGAGGUCCUACCCACAGCUGCAGAGAGCAGGGUCCGAGGUGACAGGAGGCCGUGUAUGACUUGGCUCAAUACAGUGGGUAGAUUAGGUGGGCAGGGGCUGAUUGGCUCUGAUGGGAUGUGAUAUCCAGGGCCGAGGGGGGCCUUGGUCUGAGCUGCUUACCUCCAGGUGGGGGAGGGCAGUUGCCCCAGGAACUCCCUGCCUGCACCCAGGAGGCACCCCAGAGUGUGGGAGAUGCCCCCAGAGAGUCACCCACUUGUUAACGUCUACCCUGGGCCCCUCCAGGUGGGAGAUGGGAGUGACAGGGUCCUAACAUAAGGCAGCUUCUUGGCGCUUAGAGAUCCCACUGCCUGGGGCCACGGCCUCCUCCGAGAAGGAAAGGGGGCUGCACUGCAGCUUUUUUUUCCUCCCCAGCACAGGCCGUCCCUCCCUCACCUCUUCUCGCCCUUGGCACUCGCUAUGUCGUUUGUGGGGCCCGGUGCAAAUGACAGGAGUCCUGGUGGCACAGUGGCUAAAGCACUCAACUGCUAACCAAAAAGUCAGCGAUUGGAACCCACCAGACUACAGGGGAAAGAUGUGGCAGCCUGCCUCUGCAAAGAUCACAGCCUCGGAAACCCUAUGGGGCGGUUCUGCUCUGUCCUAUAGGGUCACUGUGAAUCAGAAUAGACUGGACCACAAUGGUUUGGUUUGGUUUUUAGUGCAAAACGAAAAUGUAGGGGCCCAGGUUAAAAAAGUCAAGAAUUUUUAGAUGGUGACAGCAGAACAUUAACUCCAGCAAGUGGGGGCGGGGAGCUUCCCAGGCGAGGCCCAGUGACUGCGCUGGACGCACACACCCUAGAUGCCAGCCCGGUUCUUUCUGCCUCGUCCUCAGGAGCCUGACCAUGGACGCAGAGUUGGGGCUGUGUUCUCAGAGCUGUGUGCAAAGGGCCGGAGGGGAGGGAGUUAGUGGUGUUUCUGCUGCUGAAAGGAGUGACUGGGGCUAGGGUGUGGGAAGGAGGGGGGCUGGGAGGGGCAGGAGGCUGAGGCUCUGGUUGUGUGCUGGCCUUAGGAGGGAGCAGUGACCCGCGGCACCCUUUGCGUCUCCAGUUGGGCCACGUGGAGGCAGCACAUUCCCUUCAAGGUCAGGAUAGCUCAGAGGCAGACUCCCUCAGCUUCUGCUCAGGGGGGCCUUGGACCAGGCCAGGGCUGGCCAAGAUGGCCGGGCAAGGGGGGUGUCAGGAGGCCACGGGGCACAGGGUGGGGAGAAGGCUCCUGGCAGUGCACCUUGAAGGAGGAGUGAGCACUUAAAUGAGGUGGAAAGGAAGGGAGGGACAGUUCCAGGUCCAGGACAUGUUCACAAGCCCAGGGCAGCCUAGUGGGGACAGAGCAUUGGGAAUGAACAGGGCUGGGCCGGCCUGGUGAAAAAAGAGCGGCCGGCGCAGGGAGCUCCAACACUCCUGCCAGCACUGAGGGGCGUCACGGCUUCCACGGCAGUCCAGAAACAAGAUCAGGUGGGACCUUAGAAACAUGUCCUCACCCCCAGUCCCCAUAUGGGGCGUGCGGAAAGCGGCCAGUUCAGGCCUGCGUGCCCAGGUCAGGCUGGGACCAUGGCCCAAGGCUUCCCACCCCUGCCCCCAGCUCCUCUGUAGCAGGAGAGAAACUCCCGGAAAGAAGAGGCUGGUGCCUGCCCACCCUAAAGCAGCCCGUCCAGAGAAUACCCAGGCCCAGAUGUGACCCCAGCUGACUGCUGCCCUCAGCCAACUCCUGGCUGGGCCGGGCCCUUCCACUCACUCAGCUGGCCCUUGUUCCCCCAGGCUGCCUAGGAGUGACCUGGGUCCCCAGCCUCCUCAAUCCAGGCUGCCCCUGAAGACAGCCCUGACCUUUCAGAGGUGUGUUGCUGAUUCUUAGAAGCCGUGGUGGCACAAGAGGUUAAUGUGCUCAGCUGUUAACUGAAAGGCCGGCGUUCAGAACCCACCAGCUGCUCCUCAGGAGGAAGGUGUGGCAGUCUGCUUCCGUAAAGAUUUACAGCCUUGGAAACCCUAUGGUGCAGUUCUGUUCUGUCCUAUAGAGUGGUCAUGAGUCCCCAGAAGUGGAUAUGGGGUUGUUAUUGCUGAUCAUUAUGGCAAACAGGCUCAAGGUUCAUCUGGACAUUCCAGAACCUUUAGAAACUUAUGGUCUUGUUUCCAGUGAAAAUGAUAACAACAAUCACCAUUUUAUGGAGCACAUAUAAUAUGCUGGCACUGUGCUAAGUCAUUAACACAUGUAAUCGGUAUGACCUGCCUCCUUAACUCAGCAUACAAAUAAGUUUUCAUUUUAAUUUUUCUCACUGAUUACUCGAGUCCCUCAUGUACCCUUAUUGGCAGGAAAUCCAAUACCAUCCUCUUAGCGCCCACUCACUCCCAAAGUGUCCAAGAACUUCAGGGGCUCACUUCAAAAAGUCUGUUCUUUAGAAAAUCUGAAAGUAGCCCUUACUUCUCACUCCACAGAGCGGCGAUGUUGCACAUGGGCCCUGCACAGUCCUGUUACCCUUUCUGGUCCAGGUUCCUGUACAGCCACCAGCGAAGCCAAAGUUUUCCUUCUCUUAGUCACCCUCACAAGCUCACCAAUCUUCCCCCCAAAAUAGCAGCAUGUUAGGGUGCUGGGUCCUAGGGUUCCCAGUCGGCUGGAGGAAUCCCACAAACUCAGAUUCUCUCUAUCCUCUUUGUGAAGUGACUUUCCAAGCCUUGAAGCCCUUUCCUGGCGGUAGAUUUUAGUCAGUCCUUAACCUGAUAUUGGGGAGCAGGUGGUGGGAUGGUUUUCAAGCUCUUUCCUUCCUAAAGACCCUGGGCUUCGUAUGCAAAUUGUUUACCUCCUCUGCCACCAGCUCUGCAUUCCACGGGGCCUCGAGAAGAGUAGCCUUUGUCAGGUCACAACAGGCUCUGUUCCACUCUUCCCCUGGAGCAAUGGGUGUCUACCUGGCCACAUUUACAUAACUAAAGGGGACCACUGAAAGGAUUCUACCCUUAACAAAGAAAGCCUGUUCUGAGGUGGCUCUGUCCACCUAAGCUGAGAAGGUACCUGGAGAGGAAGCUUCUGGAAUCCUGUUUAUAUAUACACCACACCACAUUCACAGGAAGAAAUGACGGCUCCCAGAAGAAUCACACCACUAUUAUGUGACAGGGCAAGAGUUUGAACUCGGGGCUCUGUCCCUGGGGAACAUUCUCCUAACUCACCCUAUUGUCUUCUCAGAACUUCAACCUUCCUCUUCCCUUUUUCCUUAGCAGAAACUUCAUGUGGGUUUGUUGUUUUUGGCUUUUUUUUUUGCCCGGAAGCCCAAAGGUCAGAAAAAUGUUAUAUCCAAUGAGUGACUUGAAAUUUGGUAUUUUGGUGAUUGGGGAAGAGCCUAGUGGUAUUAGCUGAGUCGGAAUCAGUGCCUCUCAACAACAGUGGCGUAGCACUGUAAGAAAAUUAGCUGUUUCCUAGAUACUUAAAAUGCUGUGUAGAAAAAUAUUUUGCAUUUCAGUGAAGAUCUGCCAUCCUUUUAUAGCUCAUCCUCGGGCUGUGGGACUGGGGCCUUGUUCAUUGUCUCAGAGCUUUUGUACCUCUUUGUGAAUUGCAAGUACUGAUGGAUAUGCAAACUCUGUCUGGUCCCCCUAGAGCUUCCGUGGACUCCUCUCCCCCCUGUGGAAAAACCAGUUUUGCCUCCAUUUGCAAUUCAAUUCCCUUACUCCAGAUAAAUUUGUGCUUUUUGACUUUUCCUUUGACCCGGUUUAUAGCCUCUGCUUGCCUCUCCUGUCCUUAAAUAAAUUCUUUGACACGUUCCUUUUCACAUCUGUAUGAAUCAUGAAUUCGCCUUUUUCUGAAAAUUCUCUUGUAACUACCGCUAUUUUCUUAAAACGAACACAGGUAGAAUGCAAUUUUUGCAUACAUGUCUAACACAAAACUUGAUUCUUGGAAUAAAUGUAGGUCCUUCAAAAAUGAAAGUAAAAUAGAAAGCCCAACCCUUACCGGAGGGGCUCAGCCCUCUUGCUUGUCUGAAACCCCAGAAGGUUUUCAUAAAUGCUUUUGUCCAGGCUCCACCCCAAACGGCUUAAGCCGGGAUCUCUACGGGUGGGCUCGCCACUCCCUCCCCGGUGACUCCGGAGGGGGGACCUGCCGGCCCGGCCAAGGCUCACGGGCGCCUCCGUGUAGCAGGUGACCUGUUGGGAAUCGCCUUGCGCUUUGUUCCUGGAGCGACCGGGUCCGAGAGGAAUGACCGGAAUUCCUGCCCCUGCCCCCCAGGUUGGGCAGCUUCUGAAUCUCCCGGGCGCUUUCUGUCUCCAAGGGCUUGAAAGGAGCUGGGUGGAUGUGGGCACCCGAAGGUGGUCAGCUCACCCACCCACCGAGACCCAGAGGCCAUCGGGGACCGGCCUUGAGCUUCACUGUCCAGGGCUGAGGGGCUAGCCUCGUGUGUUUAGGGGGUGGAACCGCGGAUCCCGGGGCCUGGGUCUGCGCCCCGAGCAGGGCUACCUCCACGCGGGACCUACAGGCGAGCCCUUGCGCCGGGCCGAGGGGGACGCGAUGCCCCCACGAAGAGCCAGGGCUCGGGGCCGGCAGGAGGCUGAAGGCGUCCCCGUCCCCGCGCAAGCCCAGGAGGGUGCAGGGAGCGCCCCCUGCCAACCAUGGUGGGACAUCGCGACGAUGUGGCGGAAGGGGGACGACUGGAGCAGGCUGUAUGAAAUCUGUCAAGUUUUCUUUGUUUGUACCCCAAGUCGUACAUGCGACAGAAGGGUGUGUGUGCCACAAAAAUCCUGGUGGGCUAGCAGGAAUUGUUUCCUGGUACUGGGAUUCGAGGAGGGGGGUGGUUAUUCUUUUCUUUCAGCUUAGCUCUGUAUGAAAGGUUUUCUACUCUGAGCACAUAUCUCUAAGUUGAGGCCUAAAGUUUAGCACUAAAUAGUGCUCCAAGACCCGAACAGAUGUGAUGGCCUCAGAGGAGUGAGGUGGCAAGAAGAACUGCCCCAUAGGGUUUUCUUGGCUCGAAUCUUUCUGGAAGCAAAUGGCCAGGCCUUUCUUCCACAGUGCCACCGGGUGGAUUUGAACUGCCAACUUUGAACAGUCCGGGGCAAAAUGUUUGUGGCACCUGGGGACCUCCUUUAUGAACCUAGAACAGAUUUAAUCGACAAAAAUUAAAUAAAGAUAUUAAAGACCGAAACACUGUCAUGAAUAAGGUUGAACCAAAGACCUAGUCAAACUGUCUACCAAAAACGGCUUGUACCUUACUUUUGCACAUGAAGUCUUUAACCCAAAUGUGUAUUAGGAAGAAAGAAAACACACCUCUCAAAGCAGAAAUUGAAGAGGCCAAGCUCUACAUUCAUGACACGGUAAACCAGAAAUUAGCCAUAAAAGUAAACCAGACAAUGAGAACAAUGACAAAAAUCUUAGCCUCUUUCUUAAACAAUGCUGAGUCAAAGAGAAAACAAAAAAUACAAUGGCUUGUUAUUGUGCAGUUGGGAAUACCCACAUAAUUAUAUUUUGGGGGACAAUGCCACUUGAGGGCAUUACGACUUCAUGGGGUGUUACAUGUUAGUUAGGCCUUGGCCCUAAAGCUGUGGCUGCUAACACUGAAAUUUAACAACUUUGAAUGUUUUCAUUAUUGUAAGUGUAAAUGGAAAAGUUUCAACCUGGAGGCACUCAUGUCAGACAUAAGAGUGGUGGGGCCAACAUGCAUUUCCGGGAAACACAAGGUCAGGAUGCAAACCAUUUGGGAAGAACACGUCAAAAUGUGAACCGUCUGUUCCCGGAAGGAAACGUGUUCCUGACUACAGUCAUGUAUGCAUAAUAACCAGGUGGUAACCAGGGCUUCCAACCCAACUGGCUCAUUCCACCCCAGAUGUACUGAAUCAGAAUCUACAUUUUAACGAGAUCCCCAGGUGAUUCUUAUGUAUAACUUCCUGGGAACUUGUUAGAAAUACAAAUUCUCAGCAGGGGUUUGAACUGGAUCAAACGGGUUUGAAGCCUGUCCUAAGGUAAAAUCAGGACAAAGUGAUGGCAAAGCAAAAAGAAAGAUUUUACUCGGCAUAUGUUCCAAGAGGCAAAAGUGGGAAAAUGGACAAACAUGCCACCAGAGCCUGUAGUCCAAGGAACAUUAUACGAUCAUCAGUAUAUAUUAACAUCACAAACGGUUAAAAUCAUUGAAAGCUUCACCUUUUCACAAAUUGGCUAAAAACUGCCAAAUCACUGUGAUUCUACAUUUUGAAUUGUCUUUCUUAAUAAUCAUUGGUACAGGUUUCAGUAAGACAGAAGGGUCUUCAUUGGUCCAACAAAUCUUACUAUUUACUAAAUGCUAAUAGAAAAAGGUACAAGUAGAAAGUAAGCAGGUCUUUUGUGCUGUUUAUGAUUUGUUUGUGUGGAAGAUGCCCUAAAUGAUGUUUUCCAAGAUUGUCCUAGCUCUUGUUUUUAUACCUCAGACCCCAGUUGAUGUGUCCUUGUGAGUCCUUGUGAGCCCUUAUCAGCUGUCCUGAGUCCAGCUCUCCUGGGUCACUUUCUUUAUAUUUAAGAACAGGGAAUAAUGGCUCCAAUAUUAUCUCCUAAAUCAAAGCCCUGGUGGUAACUCUCUCCUUCCUAGCCAAGUGGCCGACCAAUACAUUUCAAAGGACUUCAAGUUGAAGUUGACCUGAAAGGUAAGGUGCUUUGUAUUUUCAUUUAGAUCUGUCCGGCUCGAGCUGUAUUAUUACUCAAUAAAACUUCUUUUCUUUCACUCCUAACAGAAUAUGAGAUUUUCUUCUUUGACAAACGAUAAAUGCAAAUAAGCAUGCUAAUGUUUCAACUCAAAAUUUUAUUAAAAAUUUUUCGUUGUUGUUAGUACUGUGAGGGGGAG